AAGGAGCGUGGAAGUGUCCCGCAGAAGAAGGAAGUGUCCCACAGAAGAAGGAAGUGUCCCGCAGCAAAAAGAAGAGUCCCACAGAAGAAGGAAGUGUCCUGCAGCAAAAAGAAGAGUCCCACAGCAGAAGGAAGUGUCCCGCAGCAAAAAGAAGAGUCCCACAGCAGAAGGAAGUGUCCCGCAGCAAAAAGAAGAGUCCCACAGCAAAAGGAAGUGUCCCACAGCAAAAAGAAGAGUCCCACAGCAGAAGGAAUUAAGUGUCUUGCAACAAAAAGAAGAGUCCCACUGCAGAAGGAAGUGUCCCGCAGCAAAAAGAAGUGUCCCGCAGCAGAAGGAAGCGUCCCACAGCAAAAAGAAGAGUCCCACUGCAGAAGGAAGUGUCCCGCAGCAAAAAGAAGUGUCCCGCAGCAGAAGGAAGCGUCCCACAGCAGAAGGAAGUGUCCCGCAGCAAAAAGAAGAGUCCCACAGCAAAAGGAAGUGUCCCACAGCAAAAAGAAGAGUCCCACAGCAGAAGGAAUUAAGUGUCUUGCAACAAAAAGAAGAGUCCCACUGCAGAAGGAAGUGUCCCGCAGCAAAAAGAAGUGUCCCGCAGCAGAAGGAAGCGUCCCACAGCAAAAAGAAGAGUCCCACUGCAGAAGGAAGUGUCCCGCAGCAAAAAGAAGUGUCCCGCAGCAGAAGGAAGCGUCCCACAGCAAAAAGAAGAGUCCCACUGCAGAAGGAAGUGUCCCGCAGCAAAAAGAAGUGUCCCGCAGCAGAAGGAAGCGUCCCACAGCAAAAAGAAGAGUCCCACUGCAGAAGGAAGUGUCCCGCAGCAAAAAGAAGUGUCCCGCAGCAGAAGGAAGCGUCCCACAGCAAAAAGAAGAGUCCCACUGCAGAAGGAAGUGUCCCGCAGCAAAAAGAAGUGUCCCGCAGCAGAAGGAAGCGUCCCACAGCAAAAAGAAGAGUCCCACUGCAGAAGGAAGUGUCCCGCAGCAAAAAGAAGUGUCCCGCAGCAGAAGGAAGCGUCCCACAGCAAAAAGAAGAGUCCCACUGCAGAAGGAAGUGUCCCGCAGCAAAAAGAAGUGUCCCGCAGCAGAAGGAAGCGUCCCACAGCAAAAAGAAGAGUCCCACUGCAGAAGGAAGNCGGGACGUAAACAGAGUUGCUGCGUGCCCCAAUGGUAAAUGGGGCUCCGAGUGCGAUAAAGACUGCACCUGCCUCCAUGGGGGAACGACGUGCGAGCGCGACAGCGGCGUCUGCUACUGCCCCGCCGGUUGGAUAGGCCAAUUCUGCCAGGAUCCUUGCCCUCAGGGCAAAUAUGGCCAGCUCGGCAAAAACGUGCACUACUGA
Molecule: messenger RNA, 1327 nt
Organism: Hyalella azteca
Lineage: Eukaryota; Metazoa; Arthropoda; Malacostraca; Amphipoda; Hyalellidae
Product: serine/arginine repetitive matrix protein 5-like
Exons: 3
Source: RefSeq, a predicted model, not a curated record